Salvia hispanica is the source of this 2288-nucleotide messenger RNA. Its product is annotated as RNA-binding (RRM/RBD/RNP motifs) family protein. NCBI's taxonomy places the organism in Eukaryota, Viridiplantae, Streptophyta, Magnoliopsida, Lamiales, Lamiaceae. The record is from RefSeq and is a predicted model, not a curated record. Gene Ontology annotation, molecular function: RNA binding.
UCAUUUCAAUCGAUUCUCUCUCCAAAAAAAAGGAAAAAAAAUUUAAUUCACAAAGAUCAUGACAACUUGUUCCAGAUCAUCCCUCUCCACCACCAUCAUCACCCUCUCCCCGAUCACAAUUUCAAAUCCAAAACCCUCCCUUUUCCUAUUCUUUAAUUCAUCUCUCAAACUAUUGUAAUUAUCACUCUCUCUUUUUUUACUCGCUUCGUCGUUGAUGGUUGGAAUUUGAUCGAGCAAAAGCAGCUUGGAAAUUCCGUUGAAGAUUCGCCUUUUCAGCUUUUCCCCACCAUAGUCCAUACCUACGCUUUCCCUGCUCUCUUGUACAGCUGAUCCCGCCCCCCACCACCCCUUCUUUUUUCUCCUCUGUUUGACCCACUACUGCCGCCUCCACUUUCCGCCUCAAAAUUAGGGUUUUCUUUGGGCUUCGAUUUCUUUUUGCCUCGUUUAAUUAAUUUCCCCUCAUUUAGUGUAUAUUCCUGUCCAGCUUGAUCUUCUGUGUCGUGAUCUGUUAUUGUAAAUUCAAAAUUCAAAUCUCAGAAGCCUUUAUUUUCAGCAUUUUGUGUAUAUAUUGUAGAAUUUAAAAUUUCACGGACAAAAGAUGGCUUUUCAAUCGCUUUCAGCCGUAGCUAGGGUUUUUCUAAGGUUUUCCUCUUAAAUUCGUACUACUUUCACUUCAUUGGAUCGACUUUAGUAUCAAUUGAAUCGCCGUUUCCCCCCUUCCGUGAUUAGAUUUAAGAACCAAACCCUUUUUUUAUUCAUCCGAAUCUUUCUUCUCUCUGUUAGAAGCCAAAAAAAAAGGAAGUCGCUUUAGUAAUAUAGGUUGAUAAAUUUGAGGAGGUGAUCAUGGCUUAUCAGCAGCAGCAGCCUAUGCCUGGCCCGAGCCCAAGCUCGGGGCAGGGAGGAUAUCAGUAUAUGAAUUCUCCAUUUGGGGAUACAACCUUCACAAAGGUUUUCGUGGGAGGGUUGGCUUGGGAAACUCAGAGUGAGACAAUGAGACGUUAUUUCGAGCAAUUUGGAGAGAUUCUUGAGGCCGUGGUCAUCACCGAUAAAAAUACUGCCCGAUCCAAAGGAUACGGUUUUGUGACUUUCCGGGAUCCAGAAUCUGCUAGGAGAGCAUGUGCAGAUCCUGCACCAAUUAUUGAUGGGAGGCGAGCUAAUUGCAAUUUGGCUUCACUGGGUAGACCUCGGCCAGCUAUUCCGUUUGGACGCCUUAGAUCUCCUGCACCUUACCUUGGAGGACAACCAGCUGCUAGAGGUGCUUAUGUUGGAGGUUUUGGCUACCAGCAACCUGUUACAUAUGGAUUUCAGCAAGGCUUGAUGUACUCUCCUUAUGGGGGUGGGCAUUCGCCUCGGGUAAAUUGGAAUGCAACCCAAACCGGUCUGGUCAGGUAUACCGCUUACAAUCCUGAAUAUCCUUAUCCUCAGGGAGUUUACAACCCAUAUGGAAACCAGCAAUACCUUCACAUAUAUGGCAUGCCUGGAGCAGUGGGCACAACUAUGUAUCCAUACAAUCAGAUGAGUCAGACUGUUCCCGGAAGUCAUAAUUACACUGCAUUGCCAGGAUAUGCUAUGCCUGGCCAUCAGAUAGUACAGUUUGGUGGGCCCAAUGUCAAUGCUAUGACAACGACUUCUGUUCCAACUAUUCCAUCCCCAUUUCCUGCUGGUGUUGGAACACCUAUUCAACAGCAGCCACAAUACUUACUACCUGCACAUUCACCUCAAUACAUGCCAGGUAGCGGUUCUGACCAGAAUGCUGGGUGAGGGUUUAAUCUAGGUUCCCUUAGAUUGCAGCAGGACUAAGAACAGCAGUACUGCCACUUCAUUGGCAGGCUUCAAAUCUUGCCUUGCAAAUUAUUCGCUUUGCAUUCUAGAGGUCUUACAUUGUCACGCUCACCAGAGAAGUCAAUGUCGGAGUCGCUCCCAAUGGUGGGGAGAGGAUGGCACAUCGUAUAACUUGGUGUAUGUUAAAGACACUUUGUGUUGUGGCAAAACAAGUCGAGUCUGGCUGGAAUGGGAUUUCUGGCCUAGCAUGUGGAAAUAAUGACAUUCAUGUAAAAAGAAAAUUUAUGUAGAAUCAACAUAUGAUUCUUUUAUAGUGAGUCAAUCCCCAACAUUUUGGGUGUGUAGAUAGUCAGUCAGUCAGUCAGUCUGCAUUCUCUGUAUUUAAUUUACUCAGCAUCCAUGUCCAUAACCCACCACUUUUAGCUUCUUCAUUGUCAAGUCUUGGAUUUACUCCAGAGCUUCACUUCAAAAUAUGAAACAAGAAGCUCAAUUGCUUUGCUUUCUUA